Trichoplusia ni (cabbage looper) is the source of this 1323-nucleotide messenger RNA. Its product is annotated as alpha-(1,3)-fucosyltransferase C-like. Gene Ontology annotation, cellular component: membrane. The transcript has 2 exons. The record is from RefSeq and is a predicted model, not a curated record. Lineage: Eukaryota; Metazoa; Arthropoda; Insecta; Lepidoptera; Noctuidae. Gene Ontology annotation, molecular function: alpha-(1->3)-fucosyltransferase activity. Bases 28 to 1290 code for a protein of 420 amino acids.
UCUCAUCAACCUGGACAGUUAUAACUUAUGGCAUAUUUGGUGGCAUUGUGGAAAUUACUGUAUCAUUCCAAAUAUUUCGUGAAGUAUGUGAUUUACGCUCUCUUGUUCCUGUUGAUGUGCAUAAUUUUACAUUUAUGGUCAACUCGGUACACCAGUAACAACUACGCACCGGAUUACAGGAUAUUUCCAUACAAUGAAUCUAAUAUUGGACCACGAGUUAUACUUGUUUGGCAGCAUUAUUACAUGAUGGUAAAUAAGGGAAAACAGAUAUUCCCAAGUUUACAAUGUAAAGUAAACAAUUGUAUAUUUACCGAAGACAGGUAUCUAUUGGGAGACUAUUUGAACUUCGACGCUCUAAUUUUCACAGAUUCUGCCUUAAAACAAUCAGGGCAUCUACAAAACAGACCAGAAAGACGUUCACCCUCACAAAUAUAUAUUUUUACCUCAAUAGAAUCAGCGUACAACAUACCAGCUUGUGAAAUAUACAACGACAACUUCUUCAACUGGACGUUCACGUACAGACUUGAUUCAGAUAUCCCAUGGCCUUACUUUUUUGUACGAAACGUCACACGUGAUAUUGUAGCGCCAAGUUUACACGUCAAUUGGACAAUAAGCAAAGCCCCUAUCGCAAAGAGCAUAAAGAACAUUUUACAGCACAAGAAAAAAGCAGCUGCUUGGCUGGUCAGCCACUGCGAGGCGGAUAGUCUAAGAGACGAUUACAUUUCAAAGCUGCAGGGACAUCUCUUCCACUUCUCUCUGAAGAUUGAUGUUUACGGAGGCUGCACUGAUAGGGCUUGUGAUGAUGAGAACUGUGAGGAAAUGUUCUCUAGAGAUUACUUCUUCUAUUUGGCUUUCGAAAACUCUUUCUCAGUAGAUUACGUAUCGGAAAAGAUUCUUCACGGGUAUAAUAACUAUGUUGUUCCUAUUGUUUAUGGCGGUGCUGAUUAUACCAGAUUUUUACCUCCGGGAUCCUACCUUAACGCGCGUGAGCUCCACCCCUACAACUUAGCUUACUUGAUACAUGAGGCUAUGAAAAACCCCGCGAAAUACGAAGCUUACUUCAGAUGGACCAACAGCUACACACUCGACGCUGACGUCAUCGGGCACCAUCCUUUAUGUCACCUCUGCGAAGCUCUAAACAGUAAGAAGGCCAAACGAAGAAGGUCCUACAAAAAGUUCCGGAUCUGGUGGAACGGCCUCAAUGGUAUGAAGUGGUGUCUCCCAGAUGAUUAUUGGAAUGAGACCUCCGUAGUAAACGUUGAUGGCAGACAUGUUUUUGAAAUGUAUUGACUUUUGUAGAACUUUUAUCUUUUUUUUGUUUUU